Messenger RNA from Nicotiana tabacum (common tobacco), 873 nucleotides. Its product is annotated as GEM-like protein 4. The record is from RefSeq and is a predicted model, not a curated record. NCBI's taxonomy places the organism in Eukaryota, Viridiplantae, Streptophyta, Magnoliopsida, Solanales, Solanaceae.
UACUUUCACAUGCAAAUCACUCGUAUUUCAAAAAUACUCAAAUUAAACAUGAAGGAAAAUCAUUACCAAUUUGAAGAUCAACAAAAUUAUUGUGGCAGCUCUUCCGCCAUGAGCUCCUCCUUUGGGACAACUCCAGAAAGGCAUUCUUCUUUUUCUCAAGAUUCUGAAACUGUCAGCUCUCUUCACAGUUCUUCUUCUUCUGAUAAUUACUCUCCCAGAGUUACUCCAAGUCAAGAUGAUUCUGCUAUAAUUGUUCACAAGAGGAAAUUGGGAAAGAAAGCAAAAAGUUAUGCUUAUAGAAUUCGCGAGCAUGUGAAAUUGGGGCCAAAGUUUUCAGAAACGGUGAAGGGGAAGCUGAAAAUAGUGAAAGAAGGAGGGAGAAGGAAUAUAUUCAGGAAUAUGUUUAAUGUGAAUGAAGGAGAGAAGCUGCUAAAGGCAUCACAGUGUUAUUUGUACACAACAGCGGGUCCAAUUGCUGGGAUUUUGUUCAUAUCUACAGAGAAAAUAGCUUUCUGCAGUGAAAGACCCAUAGCUGUUCCUUUCCCCUCUGGAGGAAUUCUUAGAACACCUUACAAGGUGGUUAUUCCAGUGAAGAAAAUUAAAAGAGCUUAUGCAAGUGUGAACGAGAACAAACCAUCUCAAAAGUACAUCGAGAUAGUGACUGAAGAUAAUUUUGAAUUUUGGUUCAUGGGCUUUGUACGAUAUGAAAAAGCUUUCCUCAACUUACAAAAGGCCAUUUCCAUGUCGAACUAGCUAGCUAUUAGAUAUUAGAAUUUUUAGGAUUUUAAAGAGGAUUCGUAAAUCUGUAGUUUUUUUUUCCUUAUUAGAUGUUGAACUAAUAGCAUCUAAUUAAUCUAUGCUUGUUCAUGAGAA